AUGGAUUCGGUGAUUGCGAGAGCUUUCGCAGCCUUUGAAGGGCGGCAUUUGGCCGAACUCCUGUCAGAAGGCGUUGAGGAUGAGGAGGCGCAGGUUGUUGUCCUCCAACAGUGGGAGGAAAUGGAAGAGAGUGACCGUGCGAGAUGGGCGUCUGAUCUCGAGGUAGAUGCGGUGGCUCCAGAAGUGCUCGCACCGCCGCAAGUCGAGCCUGUCCAAACACCGACGCCUUCAAGAGCGCGAAGGAAGAGGCCGCUCUCCUCAGCGUCGCUCUCCCAAGCCGAGGAGAGCGGAGCGAAGGCCGCGAAGGCUGUGAAGGCGGUGAGGCCGGAGGACCAGAGCGCUCACGGCGGUCACAACCAUGAUCCACAACCGAUCCAUGUCGCUCGCAAUGCUCGCAGUGCGCCUGCUGGUGAUUGGAUUUGUCCAGCGCACAUCCUGGAGCCGUCGGAGGAACCAAAUGCAGACAUGAAAGAGUUGCAUGAACAGGACGAUGGUUCGGAAGGGCGCGGACGUGGAGCUAAGGAGGAAGAGUCGGAGAGGAGACAGCAUUCCUUUCGCACGUCUGAAGUGGUUCAAGUGGGUGGGAAGCAUCCUGAUUGGCUGACGGAGCCGGCAGCCGUAGCAGAAAUCUCGCUUCCAAGACUGUCAUCCGACGAUUUGGUGUUCCUUCCCAGGUCUGUGGCCGAGGAAGGGCGCUUGAGUUCUGUGCAGAUGGAAAGCGUUGCAUAUGCGGCUCGCCGCUUUCGCUCAUACCUGCCGUCCGGGGCUCGUGCUGGGUACUAUUUGGGUGAUGGCACUGGCUGUGGAAAGGGCCGCAUCAUCGCCGCUCUUAUCUGGCACCUCUGGAACAGUGCCAGCAGUGACCUUCUGGAGGAUGCAGCGAGAGAUUUUCGAGACCUUGGAGCAGCAGUGCCUUUAUGCAGCUUGUCCUCCAUGGGUUAUGGACCUCUUUCGGGUCAUGGUCUGGAUGCCGACGGCAACGGGGUCAUCUUCGUCAGCUACCAGCUCCUCGUUGCCUGCAAGGGCGGUGCAUCAGGUGUGCCUACGCCCGAGACCUCCAGGCUCGGCCAGCUCGUCGAUUGGCUUAGGCGUGGCAAGGGCGGUGCCUGUGGGCUCAUUGCCCUCGACGAGGCUCAUCGCACGAAAAACGUGGGUUCGGAGACGCAAGCUGGCUCCAAGUCCGGGCUCUCAGCGCUGGAGCUGCAGCGCGCCUGUCCUGGAGCUGCAGUGCUCUAUGCCAGUGCCACUGGAGCCACGGAGCUGCGACACCUGGGAUACCUGGAACGCCUGGGCUUGUGGGGCAAAGGUCGUCCUCACAAAACUUUCGAGGAGUUGCGCUUUGCCGUAGAAGGAGGCGGUCUGGCGGCCAUGGAGUUGCUUGCAAUGACCAUGCGCGCGGAAGGCAUGUUGUCUUGCCGCUCACUUUCCUUCAAGGGCGCUUCCUUUCGCUUGGUGCCUGUUUCUCUGGGGACAGAGGAAGAAGCAGCCAUCUACGUGGGCUCCUGCUUAUUCUGGCAAGCAGCCUUCCGAAUAAUCGUACGUCUGCUGAAGGCACGUACGCGCGAGGUCAGACGGAAGAAGCUCAAGCAUACCACCGAGCUCAAGGAGAACUCUGUGCACAUGCGCAACUUCUGGAGUGCGCAGCAGCAAUUUUUCCGACAGCUCUUGAUUUGCAGCAAGGUAGACGCAACGGUGAAACUUGCGGAAGCUGCGCAGCUCAGGGGUGAGGCGGUGGUCGUUGCUAUGUGGUCGACGGGCGAGUCCGUCACGGAAGCCGUCGCCAACCGCAAAGGUGACCGCAGCGCUGCAGCUGCGGGUUUCGCAUCGGCACCGAAGGAGGUGGCCUUUCGAAUGUUAAAUAAUCUCCUCAGGACGCUGGCUGAGGCAGUCGAGUCUGAACCUUCCGCCCUACAGGAGAUCCAGAAGGCCGAAGCAGAGUUGGAGCGGCUACAGCUUCCUCCGAACCCUCUGGAUGAAAUCAUGCGAAGGCUUGGCGGCCCUGCCAAGGUUGCCGAGCUUACCGGAAGAUCGCGCCGCCUGGUCUUUAACGAAGUCACCGGGGAGACACGUUUCGAGGAGCGCGGCGACCGGGCCAACCUUGAGGAGCUGCGAAGCUUUCAGCUGGGCCGCAAGCAGGUCGCCAUCGUCACUGAGGCUGCAAGCGCCGGCAUCAGCUUGCAUUGCGACAGGCGACUGCCGGAAGAGGCGCAGAGGCCACGGUACAUGAUCUCGAUUGAGAUGCCCUGGGAGGCCGACAAGGCCAUUCAGCAGCUCGGGCGAGUUCACCGCAGCAACCAGCGGGUUCCGCCCCGAUUCGCCUUUGUGGUCACGCAGUUGGGCGGCGAGGUGCGCUUCGUGUCGACAGUGGCACGCCGCUUGCGGAUUCUUGGCGCCAUGAUGAGGGGUGAUCGCAAUUCUGCGCACGGCGCCGUCAACAGCUUGGCCAGCUUCGACAUGCAAAACCGCUAUGGACGCCAGGCUCUGGCGCGUUUCUUCGAACUGCUUCGAACUGGUCAGCAGCCGGAGGUCUCCUUCUCCUUCUUGGCUCGCCGGGGUCGACAGACAAGAACCCAAUGGCAAAGCUGGCCCGAGUUCAGGAAAGCAGCAGAGAAGGCUCUUGACUUGAUCGGUCUUCGACCCGACACGGAAGACAAGUACGAGGAAUCUCUUUCGGAGUCCAAAAGCUUGAACGUCUUUCUGAACAGGUUGCUCAUGCUCGAACCUGUGAUGCAAAACGCUCUCUUCGAUGCCGUCGCGGAGCUGUAUGCACACCUUGUGAGUCUGGACCAAGCUUCGGGAAGCUACGACGGGGGACCCGAGCUCCUCGAUCAGAAGCGCGGCAUCCAAGCAGAAGUCCGGCUUGCGAAGCGCGAGGUGCUCUUCGAAGAUCCCGUGACCGGAGCCGAAACGGCAUACGUCCGCUUGAAGCUUGAUCGUGGCAUGGCCUGGGAUGCAGCAGAGGAGGUGCUUGACCGCUGCGGAGGACGUGCUGAAGAGGUCGAAGGGUUUUAUUGGUUCCCUGCCUACACGCCGAGAUCAAGCUCCGCCUCUGUCGUACUGGCUGUUGCGCGACCCCUGCUGCGCGGAGUGCGUUUGGGGGCUUCGGGGCAGUCAGAUGACGAGCAAGAGGAAAGUGAUGUCGAGUGCGAACUGCACUGGCCGCAGGGUCCUCCAGCUGGUUGCGAUCUCGAGCACCGGGUAUAUGCCUCUACGUUGCGGCAGGGCGAGCGUUUCCGAAAAGCCAAAACUUCGGAGCUGGGUCAGGUUCAGUCUGCAUGGCAGGCAGCUUGGCAGCUUCGCAAUGCGUCUGAGCGCUGGCAGGAGGAGCAUGUUCUAACUGGAUCAAUCCUGAGCACUUGGGCGGUUCUCGGGACUGCCAUUGGCACCUCACAAAGCUCGAAGGUGCGCAGAAUACCACUCGUCAGGGCGAAGCUGACAGAUGGCGGAGCAAUUGUCGGAGUUCGCGUGCAGCCGGAGCGUAUCCAAGAAGUGAGAUACCUUCUUUCUGCGAUCUCGGAGCAGGGAGGCACCAGCAAAGAGAGCACGAAGGUGGAGUCGGUGGAGUUGGCAGAUGAGGAGCAGGUCGAUCACAUCGACGUCACGCGGCUUUCCGCGCAGCUGGAGGCCUUCCUGCGAACGCAACCCGAUCAGCGUGCUGUCUGGCACGGCUGGGCGGGUGCCCACAAAUUGCUUGUGGCCGACGGCCUGGUAAGCGCGAGGGCUCCUGGAAUGCGCUUAGCACGGGAGGCCAUGGAGGAUUUGGAGCGAAAUGGGAAAAUCGAUAUUGACUCCGAGACUGGCAUCGUCCAUCUGCGUGAGAAGCCCAAAGGCUGCGGUUGGUACAUUCCACCUCCAAAGAAGCCAAAAGUGGCGCGAGGACGCGGUCGAGGGGGUGCGCGUGGGCGUGGUAGAGCCUAA
Symbiodinium sp. CCMP2592 is the source of this 3918-nucleotide messenger RNA. The record is from the annotation of a GenBank genome assembly. NCBI's taxonomy places the organism in Eukaryota, Dinophyceae, Suessiales, Symbiodiniaceae.